GUCAGUUCACUGUCUGUGUUGCUUUGCGCAUACGUGUGAACACACACUUCCUGUUUGACAUGUUCUACCAGGUGUGUCACAGCAUGAAUAUGCUGGCUGAUAUCCUGGUUUCAUUUUGUGAUAGUGUGUCCAUACAGGUGUGGGCUGGCUGACACUGACUUGCGCUGGUGAGAGAAAUCCAGCACAGUCCUGAGAAGAGGGAAACUACCGCACUACUCUGACGGGAACUACAACUUCUCUCAAAAAUAAGAGGGGACUAGUCGCACACAAACACCUGUGCAGGUGGAAGAAGAAACCCCGCGAACGAGGAAAGGCUGCUUGGCAGGAGAAAGACACAAGAAUACUUCAGAAUGUGAAAUAACCCGGAGGAGAUUCUUCAACUGUGGUUCGAUCAAUGGGUCUGGGAUUCCAAUGUGGCAUUUCAGGCUCUGGGAUGUACAAGAUGUUGCUGUGUUUUUCAGCAUCACAUUAUAUAUGUGUCACCUAGCUGGAGCCAUCUCCAUUCAGUCUCCCCAGAGGAGCCUGACCGGGUCGGUGCAGGAGGAUGUGUUUUUCUCAGUGGAUGUUACCUGUUUAGGGAUCCCCACCAUACAAUGGACCUUUAUGUCAGGGGCGGUGAGCCGCACCAUAGGGACUUGGCAGCCGGGGGUGUACACCAACAUAACAGUGGAUUACAACAGCAGAGUGAAGUCCUUCAAAAAUGGCUCAAUGGGCCUGUCGGACCUGCGGCUGCAGGACGCUGGAUUUUACGUGGUGACUGUCACAGACACAGCAGGAAGCGGCAAGGACGCUGGCUUUGUCCUGAAAGUAAACGAGGUGCUGUACGAGGACCUGCAGUACCUGUCUGUCUCUGCCUUAGCACUGGCCUUUGUGGCGGCCCUUCUCAUGCUGGCCACGUGGCUACUGGACAAGGCCUACAGGAAGAUAGUUGCAUGGAGACGCAGGAAAGAGAUGCCAGAAAAUGACGCAACAGAGCUGCAGCCUCUCUGAAGGACGUCCAGCGGUGCUUUGUCCCCGGCAGAGAAAGACCAGGGACCCUUCAUCGAACACAAGGACUAGCAAGUUUAUUUUAGUUCAACUAGUUACUAACAGCCAGGAAGAUGGCUUGUUUUUUGAAUUUGAAUUAUGAAAAACUGUGUACCAAGAUGUUUACAUUUUUACGUGCAUUUACAGCUUACUGCUGAUGACACUGGAUUGAAUGUAAAUAUAUCACUAAUGACAUUGGGCAACAUUACAGACUGUAUGUACUGUCUAAGCAAAUUAAUUGUGUGAUUUUUAUGGGUUCUUCACAACAAUUAUCCAAAGUUUAAUCUGGCUUUGGAAAAAGGUUUUAUAGCAGGUAGUCUGUAUCAGACCUUUGAUGCAGUAAAAAUAGAUGGAAAGAACAAUAAGUUUACUUUUCUCAUUACUUACAUUACUCAUUUUAAAAGGUGAACUAAAUCCUGAUUCUUUCUUACCGUACCUACAAAUCAAAUCAGACAAAUUAUAAAGAUUAAGCAAAACUGCAGAAACACAUUCCUCACAAAAAGACAUCAACCAGAAGUCCUUUGAAAACAUUGAAUAACUUUAUGAUGUGACAUAUCAGCACAAAUACAUAUAGAGAGACUUAACGUUUUAUUCUGUAUCAGACUGUUUGAGGAACACACAAAUAUAAAAAAAACCGAGCAUGCUGCAGACACUACUGGAAGAGGAAAGGAAGAGAAAAGUCACAUUUUU
Molecule: messenger RNA, 1716 nt
Organism: Etheostoma spectabile (orangethroat darter)
Lineage: Eukaryota; Metazoa; Chordata; Actinopteri; Perciformes; Percidae
Gene: vstm5
Product: V-set and transmembrane domain containing 5
Exons: 5
Coding region: 412-990 (192 amino acids)
Biological process (GO): positive regulation of excitatory synapse assembly; filopodium assembly
Cellular component (GO): axon; dendrite; plasma membrane
Source: RefSeq, a predicted model, not a curated record